Messenger RNA from Paramecium sonneborni, 442 nucleotides. The record is from the annotation of a GenBank genome assembly. NCBI's taxonomy places the organism in Eukaryota, Ciliophora, Oligohymenophorea, Peniculida, Parameciidae.
AUGUCUAAAAAUUAUAUGAGUAAUAGAAGAAGAAACUAUGUAUGGAUAAGACAAAUUUUUAUACAUUAUUCGUACCAAAAUUCCUUCAUUUUGGAACUAUUGUAGAUGAAAUUACAGCCUUGUCAAUUUCAAUAAAAAAAAACAAAAAAUAUAAAUUAAGUUGAUUAAAAAAAGUGAUAGAAUUUAUAGAAUAAUUAAUAUAUGUUUUAGGCUACAAUGCUUUAAAGAUUAAAAGCUUUAUUUAUUUUAAAAUCUAUUUGUACACUUUAUCUUUGAAGAGAUUUUCCAUGUAAUUUUAAAUUUUCCAAUUUAAAAGACGAUUGAUAGAACUAUUAUUGGCAUGAAAUUAAUCAAGUGUUAAUAUAACCUUAGAAAUUCUUAUCAAAGCUUAUUAAGAUAAUUUACCAUGUGUUAGCAAUUAAAUAAAUUUAAUGAUUCUUGA